Messenger RNA from Amphibalanus amphitrite, 3057 nucleotides. RefSeq lists its product as uncharacterized. NCBI's taxonomy places the organism in Eukaryota, Metazoa, Arthropoda, Thecostraca, Balanomorpha, Balanidae. The coding region runs from base 156 to 1256 and encodes 366 amino acids. The record is from RefSeq and is a predicted model, not a curated record. The transcript has 8 exons.
CGCGCGGUUCCCCAGUCGUCCUCGGUCUGUGGAGGGGAGAGCGUCGCGUCCGACGGUGGUGGCGCGGGCGCCGCGAGUGAUUGUGCGGUGUGGGGCUGAUUGUGAGGUGAUUGGUGAUCUGACCGGGACGGAACGAGCACGAGUGAUUCGACACGAUGACCAGAAACAAGUCAGACGAUUGGGAUGUGGAUAUUAAAUCGGCUCACAUUCCAGCCGUUCACGAGCCGCCCCGGUUUGAGAUGGCCCGCACUCCGGAGCACCGUCUAAACUCGGGCAGCUUUCAGCGCUCUGCCACCAUGACCAUCGCGCUGGACGGAGAACAGGCGCACCUGAGCGGCGGCGGGUGGGGGCGAGGCGGGGACACGGGGGACGGCCGGCACGUGCCGCUCAUCGUGUGCGGAGUGACCGCCGGCCUUCUGCUGGUGCUCAGCGCCGCCCUCACCCUACUCCUCUGGAGGAGACGCGCCAUGAAGAGCAGGAGCGAAAAGAUCUACAAGUUGCGGAAAGAGGAGAAGGACCCUUGGUCAGAAAGCCCGCCAGGAAAAAGCUCCGGCUGCCUGAAGCUGUGUACGGAGGGUAUCCGCGGCUCGGGCCUCCCCAUCUACUAUCAUCGCGCUUCCCAGCCGGCAUCGCCCGCGCAGACGCCGACUACGACCGCUGCUGAUGUCACCAGCACACCGCUGCAACACAAGCCGCCGACAGCGCCGCCGCUGACGGUCAAAUCUCACAACAUCCCUCCUCCUCUGGAGCCGAGCGGCGGUCGGCCCAAGGACUCCCCGCGGUGGACCGACAACGUCGUCUACAUCUCCGGAUACAGCCCGACCCUGGAGAAACGGAGACCACUGGGCGAGCCCGCCACCUCCGCCACCGCCUCUGCGCAGGCAGAGGUGCACGAUACGACCGCCGCGUACCGGACGCUGCCGUCCAAACAGAAACGACUGCAGCAGUUCUACGCGGCCGCCUCGGCUGCCGAUGUCGGGCCGUGUGCUCCCAGCGCUGGAGAAGUGAGUCCAGACCGAGUGGAUCUCAUGCUGCUGGACGAGGAAAUGAGGACCCGCAGUCUGCCCUCCUGGAUGAGGAACAAGAACAAGGGCAAACUGCAGGACUCCAGCCAACACCCGCUGAGCUUCAGCCACAAGCAGCGGAACCGGAUGGGCAACGACGCUGCCUCUGUGAUCGCACGCGCGCGCACCCACUACCCCAGCCGCUCGGGGCAGGAGCCGACCAUCGUCUACGACGUCAGAACGGCCCUAUAGUGACGUCAUAGGGACGCAGAGCGGCACUGACGUCACGACGGAUCUCCAGUGGUAUCGUGAUGGAACUCUAGUGACGAUGAAAUGGAACUCCGGUGACGUGAAAAUGGAACUCUUGGUUGCGUCACGGUCCUAGUGCAGAACUCUGGUACCGUUACGACGGAACCCUGGUGACGUAGUGAAGUCAUACUGGACAUAUAGAAACGUUUUGGGUUGACAGUAGUCGUGUGACUUAGAUGAAAGUGAAGUGAUCAAAUGGCAGCUGAUACCACAGUGACAUCAAAUUAUCUUUUAGUGACGAUUCAGUGACGAAAGGAAAGAGAUGCAUCAGUGGUGUGCGAUUGCUGCGACGAGCUAAAACAUUGUGGGAGAAUUAUGUGAGCACACGAUCAACGUAAAGCAUACAGUCAACCUAUAACUUCGUAUGGUUUCAUGUCCCUUCUACCAUUUGUAUGAUCAUUUCCUCAGUUUACAUCGUCUGAAAUGAGGACAGCGACAUGUUACGUGUGUGUUUUCGUUUGGUGGGUCGUCACGGGCUUGGUGGAUGUGUUUGAUGCUGUGCUACCUUGGUCUCAUCUCAUUCGAGCAAAGUAUCAACUGAGGCAGCCAAUGUCAGGAUGAUAGGCUGGAUCCCGCGCCAGAUCCACCGAGUUACAGACAUCUCAUCAGCCUGGGAUGGCUCGGUGGCUCCUAAAACCGACUCGUGCCCAAAAAGUUACCACGAGUCCUUAUAACCAGUCUGGAUUCUGUUUAUGGAGGAGAAUAAGGUCCCCGUCACGGGUUACGCCUGUCACUGAGGAAAGGACUGGCGUAGCUUUAUUCUUUAGUGUCCGUACACUUCAUCACACGAAGCGGACAUUUUUUUUAUAGUGAUUGAGGCUAAAUCGGGCUACAACUAGGCAUUUACCAGAAGCAAGGGAAGGGCGAAUGUGGACGGGUCUAGUCAAAUGGCUACACUUCUUCAGGCAAGGUAUCUCGGCAUUUAAUUGAUGUGUGACAGCGGUCAUGCUUGAGUAAUGAGUAUGUAGGCUGGUGGUAUGGUGUAAGCCAUCGUUUAAGCUCUCGGUUUUGAUAAGGCAUUGGACCGUCUCGCGGACGGGUUUUGCUGGUCCCAUUUCACUCGUGUGACAUCACGCACUACAUGUGACGUCACCUGACCAAAGACAAGCGAACGACGUGGGAUAUCAGAGUGGGAUGCGUUUUGCUUUUGGAUAUACGGCUUGGCGAAUGUCAUAAUUGUUGCACCGCACCACCACCGCGCAUGCAUGAAAUGCAAUGUGUGUGCUUGUUGGGCUUGGCUGCAGACGGCUGAUAUUGUGAAGGAAUUGAUGACGUCAUACGUGAUGACGUGCAGUGUCCGGCGGUCAGAUGGUUUGUUUGUUUGUUUUGUUGGGUUAGGCCCUUUCGGUCCAAUUAGGCCAUUUCAGAGCCGGGAGGAUGAUAGGAUAUAGGGGGAGACAUUGGUCUGGGCAGGCACCCUAGUGAGUCGCCGGGGCUGAGCCCGUAAGGUCAGAUGGAGAACAUCUCAGAUAUGUGAUACGCGUAGUGUGAGACACGACACAGUGCCAGUAUGUGUAGCUGUUCUCGUAGCGUGUGUCACCAGCUGGCGUCGUAUUAGGCCCAAGGCAAUUAGAGUUCGAUAGAACUGAUGAGCACGUUGGCUGGAGCUGAUUGUGAGCACAAGCGGUGCCGUGAGAGUGUUUGUUUACGGGCUUGUUUUAUACCUGUGGUGUUAGUGAUAGCGUGAAUGUUGGUGUAUCUUUUUCGCCAUCCUUUUUUGCAAUAGCGAAACAUCGGUAAGAGA